AGUUUCUCGCGACUCGCGAGUCGGAGUCGUGACUCGCGAGAUAGUCGCGACUCGCGAGAUGGUCACGACUCGCGAGUCCAACAGAGCCGAAAAGAAGACUUCCGCGAGACAAGUCGCGACUCGCGAGUCAAAUUCGCGACUCGCGAGAUGAA
Messenger RNA from Striga hermonthica, 152 nucleotides. The record is from the annotation of a GenBank genome assembly. Lineage: Eukaryota; Viridiplantae; Streptophyta; Magnoliopsida; Lamiales; Orobanchaceae.